Prorocentrum cordatum is the source of this 951-nucleotide messenger RNA. NCBI's taxonomy places the organism in Eukaryota, Dinophyceae, Prorocentrales, Prorocentraceae. The record is from the annotation of a GenBank genome assembly.
AUGUCCCACCCAGGUUGCUGCAUGGCUGUGGAGGUGAAGGUGGAGUCUUGUCCAACAUGCCGCUUCAAUCCCAAAGUUGAGAAGUUCACCGAAAUGUGCAAUACCAUGUUUGGUGACAAGAUAGCGAUCGCCUCUGAGGACAGCGGCAAAGGCAAGUGUGUCAUCUCGAUCGGCGAUGACGUCGUCUUCGAGCAGAUUGGCAAGGGAAAGGGGAAAGGAAAGGACAAGGACAAGGGCAAGCACCAUGACAAAGGCAACGGCAAAGACAAAACGAAUGACUGGGGUGAGGACGGCGACGAGGGAAAGGGCACGGGUAAGGACAAGGCUAAGGACAAGUCCAAUGAUGAGGGCAAGGAUAGGGAAGACCACUGGGACAAAGGUAAAGGCAAAGAGAAGGGCAAGGAUAAGCACAAGCACAAGGAUAAGGACAAGGAGAAGGGGAAGGCAGACCACAUGGACAAAGGUAAAGGAAAAGAGAAGGGCAAGGAUAAAGACAAUGGCAAGGGUAAGGACAAGCAGAAAGGUGAGAGCGACGAUUGGGACAAAGAGGACUGCCAGGGCAAGGGCAAGGACAAAGACAAGGACAAGGGCAAGGGCAAGGCAAAGGGCAAAGGCAAGGAGAAGGACAAGUGCACGCAGAAAGGAGGGGAUGAGGAUUGGGAGAUUAUACCGGACGGCAAGAGCAAAGACAAGGACAAGGGCAAAGAGAAGGGCAAGGGCAAGGAGAAGGGCAAGGGCAAGGAGAAGGGCAAGGGCAAGGACAAGGACAAGGACCACGACGACUGGAACAGCCCGUUCGGAAGGCCCACGCCGGAGGAGCUGCUCGCGGCGCUGCGGAAGAUCGGGGAGCGGGUCGGUGUGCCCGUCCCCGACGAGCCAGACGGUAUUGCCGACCUCGAAAGGCUGCACAAGGAGCAGCUUGCGCAGUGGCCCGCGCCGCCAGAAGCGUGA